Thunnus maccoyii (southern bluefin tuna) is the source of this 2197-nucleotide messenger RNA. It is a transcript of the gene sypl2b, whose product is annotated as synaptophysin-like 2b. The transcript has 6 exons. The coding region runs from base 168 to 899 and encodes 243 amino acids. Gene Ontology annotation, cellular component: synaptic vesicle membrane; synaptic vesicle. The record is from RefSeq and is a predicted model, not a curated record. Lineage: Eukaryota; Metazoa; Chordata; Actinopteri; Scombriformes; Scombridae.
CAGCGCCCCUCGCGACGCCACAACGUCACUGAUCACGUGUCAUCUACUACGACUCGCUGAAGUUGGAGAAAAGUUUGACAAGCCCGAAGAGGAUCGAAAGAGCGGCCAAAGACCCCCACAGAGGAGACACAUAAUCGAUACUCACGGUAUUUACCUCCGGAGAAACGAUGGAAAGCGUCGCCCAGAAAGUGCUGACUUCUGGAUUCACUCUUGACUUGGGGCCCCUGAAAGAGCCAUUGGCAUUUAUCCGUUUGCUAGAAUGGGUGUUCUCCAUAUUUGCCUUCGCUACGACUGGAGGUUACAGUGGGUCAAGCAGCAUCAACGUCGCUUGUAGUGGGAAGACCAGUGAGGAAAUACACACAAAAUUCAAUUACCCGUUCAGGUUGAUGGAGCAUCCCUAUGAUGUUCCUGACUGUGUAGUCAAUAAAACUACCAUUCCUCACUACCUGACUGGAGACCACUCAUCCUCGGCACAGUUUUACGUCUGCAUCGGAGUGUUUGCCUUUCUCUACAGCACUGCCACACUGGUCCUCUAUCUGGGCUACCAGCACUUGUACAGAGAAACAAGUCGUGGCCCCAUUGUGGACCUGCUGGUGACUGCGGCCUUUGCAUUUCUGUGGUUGGCAUCGUCCUCUGCUUGGGCUAAAGGCUUGUCCGAUGUGAAGUGGGCCACCAGUCCUUCAACCAUUGUGAGUCUUCUGGAUAUUUGCAAGGCCUCCGCCAACAAGUGCACCGCAGGCGCUAUGCCUCACAUGGGCCGACUAAAUGCCUCAGUGAUUUUUGGUUUUCUUAACCUCAUCCUGUGGGGUGGAAACUGCUGGUUCAUUUACAAGGAAACACCUUUCCACAAAUCAGCCAACCCCCCUGCAGACGUGGAGGGAGGAGUGAGACCAUCGUAACUGCACAGCUUCCUCAUCUCAUAACUGUCUAACAUGUAGCGUUGUUGAAUGAGUUGUUUUGGUACUAAUUGUUGAAAAAAAAUGACUGUAAAUUACAAGGUAUAUACAUUUCCAAAUAUGACUGCUCCUUUUUUGCAAAGUAUACAUUUUAAAAUUUAGGACUAUUAUCUCGAAUACAUUUUGAAAGAUACUAAAACGUGAGUUGUUCAGACUGAUACAAAUCAAUACAGGAAAUUGUAGCAGUGAAAAAUGUUAAUUGUCAUCGAUACUGAGUUUGCAUGUUUUUAACGUAUUUAAACUCAGGUAUCCAAAACUAUGUGUCCCUUAUCUCGGAUGGUACUGCAGGUGUGGACUGUGCAGCUCUGUUGGUGAUAUAUCAAACUGCAGCACCACUUCAGUCUCCCUGUUAACUGCCAACUGUAUUUCUGUGCCGUACAUCAUUUUAAAAACUCAGGGCUAUCGAGGGUACAAAUGACAAAAUAUCUAAUUAAUAUGAAAUACUUGAAGUGCAUUAUUAUUAUCACAAGUUUAGACUGUAGACAAAAUAAAAUUGCAGUCCAAUCCUAAGACAUAGGUAUCAGAAAGUUUAGUUAAAAUGAAUUAAUUUGAAAUAAUUUCCAUUUGGAAAAACAAUUCAGUUGCCAAUAUGAGAUUACCUUUAAUGAGUGAAAGCAAUUUCUUUCUUUUUUUUUCUUUUUUUUUCAUUGCUAUGUUGCACCUCUUCAUCUCAUUACUUAGGUUAAUCUCACUUUUUUAGCAUAACAGCUGAAUAUUUUGUCACAGGUAGUGGAUGUAUUUGUUUGGAGCAUGUUAGUUCUUUAUGAACAUUUAAAACUAUUACAAUUAUUUGCUAGAAUUUGCAGAUGUUUUUCUUAAAGAAUAUGACUUUUUUUUAUCUUUGUCUUGCAUGUUUAUUAUGUUUAAAUCAAGGAAUUUCUAAGAUGAUUGCCCAGCAAGGUCCUGCAGUAUGUCAAUACCAAUGUACAAUCAACUGUAUAGCCUUAGCUAGUUGUUGGUUGCUACUCAUUUUUCUGUCUGAUAACUAACCUGUUACUAAUUACCUGCAUUUUUUAAAAUCUUGCUUUAUCCUGGCUUCUACCUCCACUUAGUUAUAAGGGAAGGCAAGCUAUGUGUUUCUUAUUAUUGCCAUGAUUAUGAUUUCCUACUUUGAUAUAGCCUUUCUUGAUUCACAGUCUCUACUUCACCUCUGUGUUGAGGUGUUGCAUGGAUGAAACUGCAGUACAGAAAUAUACUGUGUGGACAUGAAAUACUGUGUAUCAUUAAAAGGAAGAACUGGA